Messenger RNA from Elaeis guineensis (African oil palm), 3124 nucleotides. Lineage: Eukaryota; Viridiplantae; Streptophyta; Magnoliopsida; Arecales; Arecaceae. The record is from RefSeq and is a predicted model, not a curated record.
AUAGUGAGAAAUAAUUCCCGCAACCGGCAGCAUGGGAAGGAGCGAAAAAUCAAAAUCUCUUUCUUCACGCUUCUGGCGCGCAUACGAUGAGCCAAUUGCGAGAACAGUCCCCUCCCUCCUUCCUAUUUAUGGCAUUCCAGCAGCCGCUCCCUCUACGGACUCUCCCCAGGGCUCCAAAAUGGAAAGUUGAUGGGAAAGUAAAGAUCAAAGAACACGAAAUUUGGAGUCCUUUUCUCCAAUCCGAUCGAUUCCUUCUCGGACAAGAAAUGGAGCCAAGGAGGAGAAAAGAUUGGGGCUUUUGCGAGGUUUAAUGGGCGGGGGAGGAGCUAUCCCUAGCGGCGAUCUUAUAUCCGGGUUGUGAGGUGGCAAGCGGCGGUGUAGGCGAGAAGCGUGUUGGUCUGAGGCUUUUGGAGGGGGUUUGAGCGUGUUGGUCUGAGGCUUUUGGGGGGUUUUCUCGGGAAAGAAGGUGGAGAACAGAUAAAGGAGGAGAAAAGCAGGGUUCUUGUCGGGUUUAGGGGAGAGAAAAGUUGCGUUUCGGGAGGAAAGCUGGAAGAGCAGGAUUUUUGGGAGUUUUUAAGAGAGAGAGAGAGGGCGAAUCAGAGAAAAGUUGGGUUUUGGGUCUUCCUUGGGUUUAGGAGAAAAGGAGCAGAAUAGUGAAACUUUCGUCAGGUUUAAAGAGGGAGACGAGGAGCCAAAGAAAAGUCGGGAUUUUGGGGCGCUUUCUAGGGACAAGAGCCAUCGUUUUUUGAUCGGUUUUUCAGACAAAGAAGAGAGAAAAGGAGUAGAAAAGAAGUGAUUUUGUGUGGUUUAGGGGAGGGAGAAGGAGAAGUAGCAGAAAAAAAUUGAACUUUUUGGGCGUCUUUUGUGGUGAAGAGAGAAGGAGAGUGGAGUGCACAAGAGAAGGAAGGAAAGAAGAUGGGUGGUAUUAAGCAUCAGCAAGCUUGCAUUGAGUGCACCAAAAAGUGUUUGAAGACCCACGGAAAGAUGCCCACACCUGCUUCUAAUUCUACCCCACUAUCCUUCUUCAAGAUCAUGGUUGGUGAUUUCAGAGAAGUCUUGUUCAUACCACCUACAUUUGAUCUUUUAGAUGAAUUGAUCAAUCAUAACAUAUAUCUUGAAGAUUCAGAUGGAAAUUCUUCAAGGGUCAAAUUAUCUGUGAAAGAUGGCUCUUUAGUAUUUCAAGAAGGAUGGCGUGAAUUUGUGUUGGACCACUCUAUAGAAGUUGGAGAGUUUGUCGUAUUUAAACAUGUUGGUGAAUUAUCAUUUUCUGUUCAAAUCUUUGGUGUGAGCGCAUGUGAAAGAGUAUGCUUUCAUGAUAAAAACAAGACCAGUCUCCGGAAGAAGAACAGAAACAAGACUGAUUUAUCCCCUGAAGAGUUGCAGUUGCCAAAAAGAUGUAAAAAUUCUGAUGAUCUGAAAGAUAAAUGCCACUUUGUCAAUGAAGAUUCACCAAAUAGAGAGCCAGAAUCAAAAGAUGAUCUUUCUGACUUGCCUGAUAUUGAAUUUAUAGGAAGUAACUGUGCUGAAAAAGAUGAAAAUGAAUCAGAGAAAUCUCCUUAUUGUCUCGGUAAUUCUGGAGGGACACAAACCGAGAUGGCCUUGGGCUUUACCAAACAAUCAUGUGACAAGAUUGAUGAAGUUGCUAUGAGGUUACAGGAGGAAGGCAGCAGUGCUCCUAUGGGUGGUCCACAGGCACAUGGUGUGGGUCAUAAAGAUUCAAUGCAUGAGCAGGAAACAAGGACAAUCCCUUCCAUCAAUGAACUGGAUCCUAAAGCUGUGGAAACUGAUGCCAAUUCCGAUGACGCAGAGAUAGCAGUGCUUAAUCGAGAAAAAAUAUUCCAUUGUGAUGAUGACUGCAGAAUAUCCCAAACUGCACCAACAAUUGAAUGCACAAAAUCUAUGACCGAGAAUCAAAUGAAUUCCAGUUGGGACAUCAUCAUUUAUAUGCCCAAAAAUGACUGCUUAAAAGAACCAGGUACAGCUGAGAAACAUCCAAUGAGAAAUCAAGGAGUGCACAACAUUGGUGCAGUUGGUUUAGCUGAUGACCUUAAAAUGCUUGAACAUGAGAAGAGGAAUCUGAUUGCUAAGGACACAGCUGCCUGCAAACUUCUUCUGGCAGAGGAAGGAGUAUGCCACAUUUGUGAUAAAAAUUUAACUGUUGAACAUGAAGCAAGCCAAAUAACUCCCAGCAUUCCCGAUAUCAGUGAAAACAAUGUCAGUGUAAACAAUAAUGGUGGGUGCUGCAAUGAAAUUGUACACAUGCCCAGAGAAGAGGCUUCCUCCAAGUCCAAAAGUAUUACGGAAGUUUCUUUCCCUGAAUGCACACCUGGUCGCAUUAAAGUUGAAAAGUCUGAGGAGAUCAGUGAAGGUUUGCAUGGUGAAGAGGGAUUGCGUUCCUUGGCAGGAAAUACCCCAAUACCUGUGUCCAGAAAAGAGGAUGCUCCUUGCGCCGGCAGUGUCAGAAGUGGCCCACAGAAUUUGCCCGACAUGAAUAUCACGGAAGGAAAUACACACCAAUCUGGAAUAUUGCCUGGUGACUUCAUGGAAGAGGAUGAGGAAAAUAGUGCACCCUAUAUGAAAGGAAAAAAUUUAAAAGCUGCGAAAGCUGAGAGGAUGGAUUCAGAUGAUGUAGACGGGCAGUUCUCUCCAAAAUUAAUCAGCUUGAACUUUACGUUAUCUUCCAAUGCUCAGUCCUGGACUAAGUUGCCUCAAACAUUGCCAUAUCGCCUUGGGAAAAAGAGACAUGGAAUGAGAGUGGUAACCCUCCAAGAUCCUUCUAUGAGGCAAUGGCCAGUUUUGUACCACGAAAGCCUCAAGUUUGUAGGCUUCCUUGGUGGCUGGAAAGAUUUUGCUGUAGCAAACAACCUUCAAGAAGGAAAUACGUGCGAACUCUUUGAAGUUGCCAGUGAAUGGGAGCCUACUUUUCGAGUGCAGAUAUCCAAAAUGUAGGGCGAAUUUUAAGUUUAUAACUCGAGUAACCACCUAUCAUGUUAGUCUGGAUUUAUCACCUUUCCACGUCAAAACCCAUGAUGGUUCUUUAUGAUAUCCUGAAAUAUUGAGGCCAAGCUGUAUGUAUACUUGUAAAUUUUGAUAGUAAUAUCUAUAUGGUUAUCUUGCCACAUGA